Molecule: messenger RNA, 222 nt
Organism: Ilex paraguariensis (yerba mate)
Lineage: Eukaryota; Viridiplantae; Streptophyta; Magnoliopsida; Aquifoliales; Aquifoliaceae
Source: the annotation of a GenBank genome assembly
AUGAACCUUGAUGGUGUGGAGAAAGGUUCUAAAGAUCCUAAGCUGGAGAAAGUGGGGAAAGUCACGAUUGACCAGUUGCGUGCAAUUGCCACAGAGAAGUUGCCGGAUUUGAAUUGUUCUAGUAUAGAAUCAGCAAUGAGAAUUAUAGCAGGCACUGCUGCUAAUAUGGGAAUCCAAGUUGACCCGCCUGUUCUUGAACCAAAAAAGAAGGAACUUGUGUAG